Messenger RNA from Cladocopium goreaui, 744 nucleotides. The record is from the annotation of a GenBank genome assembly. Lineage: Eukaryota; Dinophyceae; Suessiales; Symbiodiniaceae.
AUGCCCAGAAAGGAAUCAUGUCCUCACGCCGCCGGAUGGGUGCAGCUACUUGAGGUUGUGUCCAAAAGUGCCAAACGUCGUGCCAAGCGUGACACCAAGCAGAAGAAGGAUGAGGAACUGUCCAAUGUGAUCAUCCCACUUCGGAAGCCCCCUGGCCAGUACCACCCCGGCUUUUUGCCAAUCCGGCUCCUUCUGAUUAUGAAUCUCAUGGAAGCAGCUUUCGUGCCACCUGAACCGUAUGAUUGCGUCGACCUCUUCAGUGGCAAGAGGGCAAUUAGCAAGGCUUACAUUGCCCAGGGCAAGCGUGCUUGCUCAUUGGAUUUCGCCCACGAUGAAAAGGAUGAGGUACAAGCCGAAGAUCAGAACAACGGCCGCUUGGACACCGGCUGCUUGGUUAAGAAAUUGGACAAAUCCAAAUUUGAGAAGAGUACCAGCACUCGCCAAUACCAGAAUGCAGACGGGGAGGUCAAGUUCCAAGGAACUCCCAACUUGGUGGAUACACAAGUGUAUCCUCCAAAGUUUGGAAGAAAGGUAUGCAAGGUGUUCACGAACUACGCAUCGUCUCCAUCCUGGCCCCAGCAUGUUGACCACACCCCCGACAGCUGGAAUGACGCAAAGAUUCUAGCUUGCAAGAGGUUUGUCCGGGUGGGGACACAAAUCUUUUGGAAAGGGUUGUCAACACACAGGGACUUAAAUGUAUAUGAUUGCCAUCAUAUGAAACACCCACGAUCAUACCAUUUUUGA